GUUUCGCUCCCACACCAACGGCACAACAUCAUUUUUACUUCAUAAAAUAGAUUUACUGGUAGUAAGUAAGAUACCAAAAGUUCGGAAAUUGACACCUAGCCCAUUUUGUGUAAUCGGUGUUGAAAGCCGGUACUAUUUUUCAGUGAGGCGCAGUGAUAUCUAGUGGGGAGUGGCGCGGUUUUGGUCACAUGGACCAAUCAGGUAGCAGCUUUAUUCUAACAACAUACCUGCUAUGGCGACGACAACAUCCGAGAGUGAAGAGGAACGAAAGACCUCAAAAGUUAGAAAAAAAGUGCGUAAAGAGGAAAAUAAAAGAUGCUAUAUGCAUCUUUCAUCUGUGAACAAUGAGGACGUCCAGCACUUCACUCGGACACGGUGGGACACAUACAGAAACUAUUUAAAACAGUGGCUUUGUCUGCAAGACCAGAACAAGCAUCUGGCAGAAAUCUAUAAACAUUGCUCGGAUGUAGAUUUUGACGCUAUUCCUGACGUCGCUGGGUUUCACGCAACAUGCUACCGACGUUUUACAGAUAAAUCUGCAUUGUUUUAUGCCGAGAAAAGGACCGCACGGGCGGUGGGAGAACCAUCUGCAGCCGCAGGUCAGUCAGCAGGCACGUCUGAAACUCCCCGAAAGAAACUUCGAUCUCGUUCAGGUUUGCCCGUUGCUUCUGCCGGCCCCGUCCUGCCAGCCAUCUGUAUAAUUUGUCAAAAAGUGGAAAAGUACACUCGUGUGGGAGGAAAACGCCAGAGGGAUCAACUCACACAAGCAGAAACCGUGUCGGCAGAUCUAGACCGCUCACGGAUUCAUGCCGAUGAAGAAGCUGUGACCAGAAUAAGUUCCACCAUUGAUUCCAUGCUGAACCCAUUUGACUUACACCAAGAUGGCAUUGUUUGUCUUAGCUCAGGGACAGUAGCAUCUGAAGGGGUCAAGAAGGAUUUGCUUGCAGCACCAGAAAGGGGGGAAGAAGCUGUCAAAGUCUUUAUUGACCAAAGACUGUUAACAAAAUCAGUCGACAUUUUUGCCCCCAUCAAGGCUCAAAAACUGAAGACCUUUAGUGACCAGGCAAAAACAAAGACAAAAUCUGCAGCAGCCAAAGAUGUCAUUCUGCGUGCAGACAAGAAACUUUUCUCCAGGCUACUCAUUAUUGGUCAAAGUAGAAAGGUAGACCUGAGGCAAAUUCUGUCCUACUCCUUGGGAACGGUUUCAUAUCCCUUAGCCAGUACUGAUGGGUCACUUGCUAAAACAGACAAAUCUGCCUUGAUGAAUAUAUUGGAGAACAAAGACAAAGACUGCUUAGUUCAGCAAGUUCCGUCAGAUGGAGCUAUUCUCUUCGAUGGCAUGGCAGUCAUUCAAGCCAUGCAUUCCAAACCAGCUACCUUUGGAGAGUUGGCUGACAACUUACCCCAGUACGUGGUCAAGAUAGCUCUGCAGCACAAGUGUACAAGGAUAGACUUUGUCAUUGACCAGUAUCCAGAAAUCAGUAUUAAAAACCUAGAGCGGUCACGGAGAGCUGAGGGUGGUACACAACAGGUGCAGAUCUAUGGACGGGAUCAGAAGGCACCCACACAGUGGAAAAAGUUUCUAUCUAAUGGGACCAACAAAGCAGCACUGGCAGAAUUCCUCUUUGUUGCAUGGCGAGAUGCUGAUCUCACCAUUUUGGGCAGGGACUUCAGCUUGUACAUAGCACAUGGAGAACUGUGUCACUGUGUUACUGUGAAAGAGGGUUCACAAACUGUCAGUGCUGUUCACGAACUGACAUGUGACCAUGAGGAAUGUGACACUAGGGUGUUUUUACAUGCACAGCAUGCUGCACAAGAACAUCAAACUGUUGUCAUCAAAAGCCCUGACACUGAUGUGGCAGUGAUUGCUGUAAGUCUUCAAAGAGCUUUACAGUGUAGCUUGUAUUUUUUCACGGGAGUAGGCAACAGAACGAGGAUCAUAGACGUGGCUAAGGUGGCAGCAGCUCUUGGCAACAGUGUUUGUUCUGCACUCAUUGGCAUCCAUACCUUCACAGGUUGUGACUCGACCAGUGCCUUUCAUGGCAAGGGCAAAAGGAAGACAUUUUCUCUUGCUUGUCAGAAAGACGAAUACCUGACUGCGUUCUCAAAUCUGGGCAGCAGUUUUAACCUUGACCAGUCUACGUUCAAAACACUGAGCAAAUAUGUGUGCCACCUGUAUGGACAGGCAUCUGCCAAAGACGUGAACGAUGCAAGAUACAAAGCAUUCUGUAUGGCAUCGUCAGCUUUGCCAGAACUGUCCAUUCCCCCAACAAGUGAUGCCCUCCACCAACACUGCAAAAGGGCAAACUACCAAGCAGCAGUAAUGCGACAUUCCCUGACUGGUAUGAUGUGUGCCCCUUCACCCAUUGGCAAUGGAUGGUACAUUGAGGAUGGGGAGUUAACAGUAAGAUGGAUGACUAGAAAUCCUGCCCCAGAUAGUGUGCUGCAGGUAGUCCACUGUGGUUGCAAGACAAGCAAAUGUGAAACAGAAAGAUGUUCAUGUAUGUCUGCAAAAAUGUCUUGUACUGAUUUAUGUCACUGCCAGAACUGUGGAAAUGUUUCAAAGGAAACAGAAGAAAGAGGUGCAUGGGAUGAUGACACAGAUGAAAGUGAUAUUGAUGAGUAAUUACGCACCAUGUCACCAUGUAAAAUUUGCCACUUUUGUUUCUUUAUCAAGAUGUUUGAUUAUCGAGAUGCCACACUGCCAUUUUAACGGUAAAGCUUAAAUAAUGUCUGUAUUACCUUUUUUUUCAAAUUUGUUUUGGUCUUUUGUGUGUGUUUGUGUGUGUGUGUGU
Molecule: messenger RNA, 2795 nt
Organism: Entelurus aequoreus (snake pipefish)
Lineage: Eukaryota; Metazoa; Chordata; Actinopteri; Syngnathiformes; Syngnathidae
Exons: 2
Coding region: 233-2626 (797 amino acids)
Source: RefSeq, a predicted model, not a curated record